Lotus japonicus is the source of this 1279-nucleotide messenger RNA. RefSeq lists its product as uncharacterized. The transcript is spliced from 2 exons. Bases 145 to 861 code for a protein of 238 amino acids. NCBI's taxonomy places the organism in Eukaryota, Viridiplantae, Streptophyta, Magnoliopsida, Fabales, Fabaceae. The record is from RefSeq and is a predicted model, not a curated record.
CAUUUCUCAUGAGACACAAAAGCACAUAAAUAAGUUCCACACCACCUAGUAGCAAGACAACAUCGUUUCAGGACCAAAAGUAAAUGUGUAUUUCUAGUUUGCAUUCACUUUCAUUAAUUUACUUCAAAGAUUCGUUUGUUUUUCAUGAUGGAAUGGUCUGCAACAUGCGCUACAAGGGCUUACCUUGAUGCCCUUCAACUGUGUAACAAUCAUAAAAGACUAAAUGGAUUUUGGAGAGUGCAAGAGCCUGGAAGCAAUGAAUUUCUAUCAGCAUUAGCAGCAGGGAUGAAAGCCAAACUCAUAGUGGAAGUAGCAUUCGGUGCAUCCCCAUUAACAAUAGCCCUUGCAGCCGCUGCGCGACAAACCGGGGGAAAGCUGGUCUGCAUUCUCCCGGAGCCAGUCCUUGAUGAGUCAGAAGAAGUUAUUAAGAACUCUGGGCUGAAAGACCAAGUUGAAUUCAGAACUGAAGACCCUUCUAAGCUAUUGCCUUCCUAUGAAAACAUUGAUUUCUCCCUUGUUGAUUGUAAAUAUGAAAGCUAUGGAAGGUUGCUCAGCUUGCUAGAUGUCAAUCCCGUGCGAUCGGUGGUGGUGGCAAAAAAUUUGGUUGGUGAUAGAAAAGGGUCACGAGGCUACGUGAGAACUAAGGAUGAUGAAGUAGAAGUAAGGUCUCUAAAGCAUCCUAUAGGGAAAGGCAUGGAAGUUACACUGAUUAGCAAGAAUGAUGAAACUGACAAGAUAAUUGGGGUCAGAGGCCAUGGUAAAAGAAGAAGAAGCAGGAGCAGGUGGGUUGCCAAGUUUGAUGAGGAGAGUGGUGAGGAACAUAUAUUCAGGGUACCACAAUUUGACAUGUUUUGGAAUUAAAUUGCCAUUGUGGUUUCAGCUGUAUCGCGGAAUUGCGGACAAAUGCGGGUUGAUGUGGCUGCAUUUGUGGUCCUGAUAUCAAUGUGGUGACUCCAAAAUCUGUUACGUUGAAACCAACUACUACUAGGAAAUAAUUGCAACUUUAUAGCAUGUUUAUAGUGGUGGUGGUACAUAAUCCAAAGCAUGCCAAUUUCAAAAACUACAUUUUGUUUGUAGCUUAGUGAUUAUGUUCCCACGGCUGAACCAAACACGCUAUUAGUAUAUGAAGUUGUCCAUUGGAGCAGAGCUCAUGUAUGCUUUUUAUAAAGCAGUCUUUUGAGUCUGUAUUUUAGCAUUAGUAAGAAUAAGUAUACGAAAAAUGUAUCGAAAGGUUUAUAAUAAACCGAACCUAAGAAGUGCAGGGCUUGUGUUCAUCAAA